Tachysurus fulvidraco (yellow catfish) is the source of this 2376-nucleotide messenger RNA. It is a transcript of the gene spry2, whose product is annotated as sprouty RTK signaling antagonist 2. The record is from RefSeq and is a predicted model, not a curated record. Lineage: Eukaryota; Metazoa; Chordata; Actinopteri; Siluriformes; Bagridae. Gene Ontology annotation, biological process: multicellular organism development; negative regulation of fibroblast growth factor receptor signaling pathway; negative regulation of Ras protein signal transduction. Gene Ontology annotation, cellular component: membrane; cytosol. The transcript has 2 exons. Bases 412 to 1413 code for a protein of 333 amino acids.
GGACCGGAUGCGUUACAUCCUGCGGGACAAAGAGCUGCUCUGUUUCCACUUCGCAUACACACACGCAUACGCACACGCGCGCGCAUGCACGCACGCACGCGUGCGCGCGUGGAGCAGCUUCAGUUUGGCUCGUGCACUUGGACUUGCGGCGCCAUUUCUGACUUUACAGCUUCAGAGUUUUUAAAUAAAAAGUGAUGAAAACUUUGAGGACAUCCAUUUAUUCUCUUUUGUGCUAGAGGAUGUACUGAGCUCUCUACAUCGGUGGGACACACACACACACACACACACACACACACACACACACACACACACACACACACACACACACAGGGGCUCGGAGUGUUGACAUUACGGACGUUCAGAUGUGUUCACUUCGCUCCAGAGAACUUUACAUUCCCUUAUUGAGCGACUAUGGAGCCGAGAGCUCAGGACAGCGGCAGUGGCCUUCUCUCCCUGCACCAGAUCCAAGCUGUCCACUCCUGCAACGAGUACACUGAGAGUCCUUCCACCUGGCCCCACACACAGAUCUCCGACUCUGCCCCUGAUGAAGGUCCUGUGCCAGGUCCAGACGAUCACACUCAGGAUUCUUCACAUUCACUUCAAAGUGCUCACAGGUCUACUGACACCGGGCAACCUUCAGAGCAAGAGACUGUGGUACACAAAGGUGAAACUGUAGAAAAGGAACAGCCAGAGAAUGACAAAGAGGAAGUGCAGAAGGGAAUCUUUGUGAUAUCUACUCAGGAGAUAAGCAUUCUGGGAAAUCUGGGCACAAAUUUGACAACGGUAAAGGAACAACCGAGGAGCUUCGGACCGAAAAAGGAGGUGUUGGAGGUAUGUGAAAGUUUUAUCUCAGAGCAGUGGAGUGUGGAAAGUGUAGGCAAACUAGACGUGGCAAUACAGGAGCAGCCCAAGAGCUGCAACUCAAAACACGAAGAGUUAAAUCUGCUAGUAAGUGCUUCCACAGAUCAAAAGAAUUUAAAAUUGGAAUCAAAACAGGAAACAACAAAGAAACUCAACAGGAAGCACCCAAGCCCAUGUGAUCACUGCAGCCGCUGCAAGUGUAGGGAUUGUGCCGCUGAGACGCCCCUUCCGUCCUGCUGGCUGUGUGGGAGUCGAUGCUUGUGCUCGGCAGAGGCCCUGGUGGAGUAUACCACUUGUGUUUGCUGCCUCAAAGCACUGCUCUACCACUGUUCCAACGAUGAUGAGGAUUCCAAUGCAGAUGCUCCGUUUUCCUGCCGUGAGUCCGGGAGGUGUACACGAUGGAGUUCGGCGGUAGCUAUGGCAUUCGUCCUGCCCUGCAUGCUGUGUUACGCCCCUGCCCGAGGCUGCCUGGCACUCUGUCAACUCUGCUAUGCCCAUACCCACCGGACUGGCUGCAGGUGCGCAAGUCAACCUGUCAACCAUGUUUUCUGAUUUGUUUUCUUUCUUUAGGCACUGAUGGAGAUGAUGUUUGUUUUCUACUGUGUUUGUUGCUUGUGUGUUCUUUAUUUAAUAAUAGGAUGUGACAAGCAAUGACUAGUAGUUUUUAUUCAGACUCUGUUUUUAGUUCUAACUUAUUAUUUUUCUUUUGUCACUCAGUUUUUCAUUGAGGUUGUGACUAUCAACAUUUUACUUUCAGCACUGUAGUCCAGGAAAUGUGGCAAAGUGGGAAAUGGUCUGGUUCUAUAUUUCUGUUUGCAUUGUUGUGUGAUUUUAACAGACAUGUUCAUUUGUUAGAGCAUGUAGUACAGAUGUAGUUUUGACACUGUUGAUGAAAAAAAAACAGAAGAAAGCAGUGAUUUCACUUAGUAAUUUGCUUCGACUAAUGACCAUGAAUAUGAUCAUAUUUAACUCAGGAAUUUGAUUAUAUUGCUAUAAUAUAUUUUGAUAUAACCAAUAAUAACACUUAUUACACUUAAAGUAUAUAUUUGAGUUGUUAAAAAGUGUCAUGUCCUACCUGCAGACCUCGACAGAUCUUUAUAUAUAUAUAUAUAUAUGUGUGUGUGUGUGUGUGUGUGUGUGUGUGUGUGUGUGUGUGUGUGUGUGUGUGUGUGUGUGUGUGUGUGUGUGUGUGUGUGUAUGGAGCAUGUAUGGUGCAUUUAUUAGUGCUGUACAUGCAUUUCAAACAUGUUUGCUUUAAAUGGUUUGAAUUAUCCCUGAAGCAAUACUUGUAAAAUUGUAAAGUGAAAAAAAUAUGAUGUCAUUUUAAUUUUCUUGGUAUAAAGGAUAUUUAUUUUAAGUUUUUAUUAUACAAGAAAAUAUUUAUUUUUCCAAAGGCACCUAACAUGCUAACACUGGGAAGUAUAAAUGCUGUAAAUAAUGCAAAUAAGACUGCCAUGUGUGACGCUUAUAUUCAUUAUGAAGUAUAUAAAAUAUAUGAAUGUUGUUGAAAUUAAA